AACCGGACCCACCUGUACGCCUGCGGCACCGGCGCCUUCCACCCCGUCUGCACCUUUGUGGAGGCCGGCCAGCACGCGGAGGAGCCCAUCUUCAAGCUGGACUCCCAGCACACUGAGGAUGGCAAGGGGAAGAGCCCCUACGACCCCCGGCACGCGGCCGCCUCAGUCCUCGUGGGCAAGGAGCUCUACUCCGGGGUGGCCACUGAUCUGAUGGGCCGUGACUUUACCAUCUUCCGCAGCCUGGGCCAGCGCCCCUCCAUCCGCACCGAGCAGCACGACUCUCGCUGGCUCAACGAGCCCAAGUUCGUGGCCGUUUUUUGGGUGCCGGAGAGUGAGGACCCCGAUGACGACAAGAUCUACUUCUUCUUCCGUGAGACGGCAGUGGAGCGGCAGCAGGGGUUGGGCAAGACCAGCUUCGCCCGCAUCGGCCAGAUCUGCCGGAAUGACGUGGGCGGGCAGCGCAGCCUGGUGAACAAGUGGACCACUUUCCUGAAGGCUCGGCUCAUCUGUGCCGUGCUGGGGCCCGACGGGGCAGACACCGUCUUUGAUGAGCUCCGGGACGUUUUCCUGCUGCAGACAAGGGACAAGCACAACCCCCUGGUCUACGCUGUCUUCUCCACCUCCAGCUCCGUUUUCCAGGGUUCAGCCAUCUGUGUCUACACCAUGGCUGACAUCCGCCGGGCUUUCCUGGGCCCCUUUGCACACAAGGAGGGCCCCAACUACCAGUGGGUGCCAUACCAGGGGCGCGUACCCUACCCCCGCCCAGGCAUGUGCCCCAGCAAAACCUUUGGCACUUUCGGCUCCACCAAGGACUUCCCAGACGAGGUGAUCCAGUUUGCCCGGCACCACCCGCUGAUGUACAACCCAGUGCUGCCCCAUGGCCAGCGCCCCCUCUUCCUGCAAGCCGCCGUGCCCUACACCUUCACUCGCAUUGCCGUGGACCGUGUCAGUGCCGCUGAUGGCCACUAUGAUGUCCUCUUCAUUGGCACAGACGUGGGCACAGUGCUGAAGGUCGUCUCAGUGCCCAAGGAGAGCUGGCACCGCAUGGAGCCACUGCUGCUGGAGGAGCUGCAGGUCUUCCAGGACGCCGCCUCCAUCACCAGCCUGCAGCUCUCCUCCAAGCGGCAACAGCUGUAUGCUGGCUCAGCCACAGCGCUGGCCCAGCUGCCCCUGCAUCGCUGUGGUGCCUACGGCAAAGCCUGUGCCGAGUGCUGCCUGGCCCGGGACCCAUACUGCGCCUGGGACGGCACUGCUUGUACACGCUACGUACCCAACACCAAGAGGUAG
Mesitornis unicolor (brown roatelo) is the source of this 1287-nucleotide messenger RNA. RefSeq names its product sema domain, immunoglobulin domain (Ig), short basic domain, secreted, (semaphorin) 3B (gene SEMA3B). Gene Ontology annotation, molecular function: chemorepellent activity; semaphorin receptor binding. NCBI's taxonomy places the organism in Eukaryota, Metazoa, Chordata, Aves, Mesitornithiformes, Mesitornithidae. Gene Ontology annotation, biological process: semaphorin-plexin signaling pathway; neural crest cell migration; axon guidance. The annotation marks the transcript as partial. The transcript is spliced from 11 exons. The record is from RefSeq and is a predicted model, not a curated record.